Molecule: messenger RNA, 3140 nt
Organism: Thunnus maccoyii (southern bluefin tuna)
Lineage: Eukaryota; Metazoa; Chordata; Actinopteri; Scombriformes; Scombridae
Product: cartilage matrix protein-like
Exons: 16
Coding region: 69-2519 (816 amino acids)
Biological process (GO): endodermal cell differentiation
Cellular component (GO): membrane
Source: RefSeq, a predicted model, not a curated record
GACACGAUGAGUCCAACAGACGAGCAGAGAGAGACGACACAGAGACGGAGACAGACGUCUACCUGGACAUGGAUCACCUGCUGAUGCUGUUGCUGCUGCUGUGGAGCUCAGGACUCCAGGCUGAAGAUAAACACCAAUCAACAGGUUCUCAGUGUGAAAGCACAGCCAAGGCUGACAUCGUGCUGUUAGUCGAUGGAUCUGGGAGCAUCAUUUCUCAAGAUUAUGAAGACAUUAGGUCCUUUCUAACUCAAAUAAUCAGCAACUUCGACAUCGGCCCUGACAAAGUCCAGAUCGGUCUGGUUCAGUACAGUCGCAACCCAAAUACGGAGUGGCAGCUGAACACCCACCAGACCAAAAAAUCCCUGCUGAGGGCCAUAGCCAAGCUGGAACACAGAGGAGGAGGAACCUACACAGGAAAAGCUCUGAACUACAUCCUCCAUAACAACUUUAAACCCAAUGUGGGAAUGCGUACAGACUCCCACAAAAUUGCUAUUGUCAUUACUGAUGGAGAGUCUCAGGACAACGUAUCCUUCGCCUCGCAGCACCUGAGAGACGCCGGCAUUGAUGUCUACGCUAUUGGUGUAACGGGUGCAGAGAAGAAUGAGCUAAAGGCCAUCGCCUCUUAUCCUGUUGAAAACCACAUGUACAUGCUCAGUGACUUCUCAUCCCUCCUGAACAUCAUUGACGACUUCACCAGCAACCUCUGUAACAGUAUCAAUGGCAGCUUAGGACUCCAGGCUGAAGAUAAACACCAAUCAACAGGUUCUCAGUGUGAAAGCACAGCCAAGGCUGACAUCGUGCUGUUAGUCGACGGAUCUGAGAGCAUCAGUUCUGAAGACUAUGAAAACAUUAAGUCCUUUCUAACUCAAACAGUCAGCAACUUCGAUAUCGGCCCUGACAAAGUCCAGAUCGGUCUGGUUCAGUAUGAAAGCACCCCAAGGACCGAGUGGCAUCUGAACACCCACCAGACCAAACAAUCCCUGCUGGAGGCCAUGGCCAAGCUGCAACAGCCAGGAGGAGGCACCAACACAGGAGAAGCUCUGAAACACAUCCUCCAUAACAACUUUAAACCCAGUGUGGGAAUGCGUGCAGACUCCCACAAAAGUGCUAUCCUGAUUACUGAUGGAAAGUCCAACGACGAUGUAUUCCUCGCCUCGCAGCACCUGCGAGACACCGGCGUUGAUGUCUACGCUAUUGGUGUAAAGGAUGCAAACGAGGAUGAGCUGAGGGUCAUCGCCUCAGAUCCUAUUAAAAACCACGUGUACAUGCUCAGUGACUUCUCAUCCCUCCUGGACAUCGUCAACAACCUCACCAUCAACCUCUGUAACAGUACCAACAGCAGCUUAGACUCUGUCAGGCUGGUGAAUGGGACUACUAUGUGUUCAGGCAGAGUGGAGGUCAAGUUUAACCAGUUUAACCAGUCGUGGUCCUCAGUGUGUGAAGCUGACUUUGACCAGCAGGAUGCAGAGGUGGUCUGUAGGGAGCUCGGCUGUGGGGCUCCUUCAGUCCUCCAGGGGGCGCUCUAUGGAGAAGUGGAGGCUCCAAUGUGGACCAAAGAGUUCCAGUGUGGAGGCCAUGAGUCUGCUCUCCUGGAUUGUGGAAGAUCAGGCUCAAAUAGAAGCACCUGCUCACCUGGCAAAGCUGUUGGACUCACCUGCUCAGAGCCUGUCAGGUUGGUGGGAGGAGCCAGUCGCUGUGCAGGUACACUGGAGGUGAAACGAACAAAGUGGAGACCAGUGCAGGACUCUGACUGGACUCUGAAGGAAGCAGCUGCAGCGUGUGGAGAUAUGGACUGUGGCUCUGCUGUUUCAACAGGAAGGAGAAAUAAUUCCUUAGAGGAAUCUGUAUGGUUGAUCAGAUCUGACUGUGUUCAGUCUGGAUAUGCCCUGAGGGAAUGUGCAUCAUCAAGUUCCUCUUCCUCCAUCGUGGAGCUCAUCUGCUCAGACCUGCUGGUUCAGCCAAUCAUCUCUGUGUCUUCUACCAUGGACGGGGUCUCCGAGGCCCAGCAGCAGGGGUUUCAGGUGCGCCGGGGCACCAACUUCACCAUCAGCUGCUCCAUCCAGCCUCAGUACCCAGGAGGCUCCUUCCAGCUCACCUUCACCUCCUCCAACACAGCACACAACUACACCCAGCCAGCUGUCAAUCACUCUGCUGACUUCCUGUUUCCUGCUGCAGACCCCGCCCAUCAAGGAAACUACAGCUGUGUUUAUGGCGUCUAUGUUUUUUCUCAUAACUUCUCCUCUGAGAGCUGUCUGCUGUCUCUCACCGUCACAGAUCCAACAGUUCUUAUCAUCAGAGAUCCAGAUGAGACACAUUCCAGAAAAGUUUUUAUCAUCACGCUGGUCGUCCUGCUGGUGACUCCGCUGUUGUUCAUCACUGCCAUCUAUUUCAUCCGGAAGGCCAGCAGGGGGCAGAAGUCAGGCCCACAGGAGAACAUUGAGCUGGAUUCUUAUAACCUCGGUGUUUCCAGAGCUGAAGGAGAGCUGGCUGAAGAGGAAGGAGCUCAGGGAGCAGAGUAGGACCUCCAAGGAGCCACAAACCCACUGAAGAAGAAAAUCAUCUUUGGUUUCAUCUCUCCUCUCAGUCUCAGCCAGGUUUUUGCAGCCCAGUACGGCGAGGAACCAGCACCAACGCUCAGUGCCACAACAGGAAGUAGUGAGACCUUUAUUAAGACCAGUAGAAGAAGAGCAGAGAGAUCUGAUUGGACCAUUUGUACCAUAAUUAUCUGUAUAUAGUUAUAUUUUAUCAUUAUUAACUUCUCUCUUUUUUUACUUAAAGUACUUAAAAAUAUUAAUGAAUCCAGAGUUUUAUGGUCUCAUCUGGGUAAAUGUUGAGUCAACAAAUCAUUUAAAAAUCCAUCCAGAUGUUUGAUAGUUUAUAUAUUUUUUCUUCACUGUCUUUUAUAUACUAUAUACUACUUACUCAGGUGAAAUCUGUUAUUGCAUUUUAUUUAAAUAUUUGCUUUUUGAGUUAAUGAAACUGAAUAAAAGAAAAAGUUAUCGAGUGAAAUCAAAUGUUUUAUCUUUGUUUUGCUGUUUUCAAGAAAAAAUUUGGAUGUUUGACAGAAUUUAAAGCACAUGUGUUUCUGCUGAAUGUUCACUCAUUUACUGUAUGUGACAGUUUCAUGCUAAUAAAUCAGU